Phytomonas sp. Hart1 is the source of this 3294-nucleotide messenger RNA. NCBI's taxonomy places the organism in Eukaryota, Euglenozoa, Kinetoplastea, Trypanosomatida, Trypanosomatidae. The record is from the annotation of a GenBank genome assembly.
AUGGUAAAAAAACAUGCGUCUGGGGAGAAUAUUCGGGUGGUUAUUCGUGUGCGCGAUUUAUUGCCAUACGAAGCGGAGCGGGGCGACAAAGCCCUUGUUCGUUUAGAUUUGGCCACAAAUCAGGUUAUUGUACAACACCUUAUUGGCGACCCGGAUAUCUUUGCUUUCGAUUCCGUUUUCAAUAAUACCUUCACUCAGCGCGACUUGUUCUUACAAGAGGUGCAACCACUAGUAGAUGCUGUGCUCCAAGGUUACAACGCAACCGUCUUUGCAUACGGCCAGUCAGGGUCUGGCAAGACUUACACAAUGACCGGUAACAUAGAAAAAAAGGAAUUAUGGGGUAUCAUGCCCCAAGUGGUAGAGUAUUUAUUUACAGAGAUCAAGAAGGUGACGUCCUCUACGAAGACUUUCAAGGUAAAAGUGUCGUACGUGGAGAUUUACAACGGCAAAACACAUGACCUCUUAUCUUCCAAACUUAUUGACCUUGAGAUUAAGCAAACCAUGGCUAAGAAUUUCUACGUGAAAGGAGCUGAAAUGCCGGAAAUAGCAAAUCAGACAGAAGCCCUACGUUUGUUUAAUAAGGGGACGGAGCGGCGUCGCACUGCUUCAACUGACCUCAACGAUACUAGUAGCCGCUCGCAUUCUCUAUUCACUGUUCAGAUUGAACAGUUUAAUUUUGAGAACGACCCCAGCUCGCCCAUCGUGAUGUCAAGCAAAAUCAAUUUAGUCGACCUGGCGGGCUCAGAAAAGUUGAGUAAAACGAAUGCCACUGGCGAUACGAUUAAGGAGGGAUGUAAUAUUAAUCUUUCGUUGUCUGCGCUAGCAACUGUUAUUGACACUAUCGUUAAGGGCGGGAAGCACAUUCCAUACCGUGGCUCACCGCUCACGAUGCUCCUUAAAGAUUCUCUCGGUGGAACCUCUAAAACGGUUAUGUUCGCCAACACGGGGCCAUCCGACAAAAAUACAUCGGAAACCAUCUCCACUUUACGGUUUGCUACUCGGGCGAAGCAAAUUGAGAACAAGCCCAUAAAGAAUCUAGACCCUAAGGAUUCUCGUAUUCAAGACCUACUCGACCAGAUCGAGGAGCUCAAGAGUCGUUUGGGUAAUGUUGACCUCAAUAUUGAGGACAGCUUACGACAGCGCAUCGAGGAACUCGAGAUCGAGAACUCCGACCUGCGUGUUGAUGGUGAGAAGGGUGCACUGGAGAUUGAAGAGCAAUGCCGCAUGCUUAAGAUCAAAAUUGAGGAAAAAGACAAGGAACUUUUGGAGCGUCAACGUGAUCUACAUCGUCUGAUCGACGAGCGUGGGAUGAAUGAGGCCAAUUUGGCCAAUGAGACGCACCACUUGAAUGAACUACGCAGAUUGAACGCUAAUUUCAUCAAGAGAAUCUGCUCUGAUGAGGAAUUGAAUCAGAUUAAACUCCAAAUGCCCAAUGACGGCUCGUACAACAUGACGGAUGAUAACUGGGACGUCAAGGAGAUCGCCUUCUAUUUGCAUGGCUUCGCUGAGCUCUACGAGCACUGGCGCAAGGUGACCUACACAAAAGAUGAUAUGGAAAAGUACGCAGCGCGGGCGAUGGCGGAGAUGCAAGAGCAUCUGCAGCUUCAGAUUAACGAUGCCAUUCGCUCCCGGGACGAACUUUUACGCCAACGCGAUGAGGAAGCGGCUCAGCGAACGGCGGAUAGCGUUCAAAUGUCACAGCUGAAGGUUGAAUUAAAUUCCUUGCGUGACGAGAAUACCAAACUUCGCGAAAAAAUUGAGCGAGACCAGGAAAAGAUCAAAACCAAGCUUGCAAAAAGCAAGGAUGAAUACAAGGCUUUGCAAGAUCAACUUGAGACGACCAAAGCGACCGUUACGGAGAAGGAACGCGAUAUAGAGCGUCUGAAGCGAAUGCUUAGCGAUGCGGGUGUGAUGGCCAACUUAAACACCGGUAGCUCGUUCCUUAGCACUUCUAACUGGGGUAACAUGGAUGAGCGGUCCGCCGUUCUCCGGCAACUGGAGGAGGUACGGGAAUCAAAGGACGCUUUGGAGAGGAAGAUCAAAGAGACCAACGUUUCUCUUCGCCGGUUCGGUAUUUGCAUCGCGGAUGACCCCCCCUCGGAUGAUGCGCUUAACGCGGCCAACAAAUCGGAUGCCUUCAUGUUGGCCGCGAUAGAUGAAGAACCCAUCAACGACGACGUGUUCGCACAGCUACAGCAGCAGCUUCGCUCAAAGCAAAGGCUGCUCGAGCUAGCGCAUCAACAGCAAACUCAGCUCGGGGGUAUGAUCCGAAAGUUUGAGCUACUUACAACUGGCAAAGUGACUUCGGAUUUCCCUGAGGCGCACGGACAUGUAAACAAUACCAGUGGUGUGGCCGCCGCGAUCGAUGAGGCGACGAUUCAACAGCUUACCGAUCUACUCCAGAGUAAGGAGGAUACCAUUGAAAGCCUGCGUCUGGAGAAGGACCAGAUCAGUGAUAAGCUUGUUCACAAGCUCAACAAGAACGAGCAAAAAAUUCGAGACCUGGAGUCCGCGAUUGAGGAAGAGCGCACGCAAAUUAAUGAAGAGAGUAGUGAGAUGUGCAAAGAGAGAGAGGAAUAUCAAACGCAUAUCCAGCAACUAUCUUUAGAUCUAGAAACAUCACGGGAGCAGCUCAAAGGCUUCAAACAGCAACUAGAAAGCAUGCAACGUGCAAAUGAAAACAAGAUUGAUUACAUGAAGGGUCAAAUUCAGGAGCUGCAGCGCCGUCUUGAUGAAACUCGCAACAAGUCUGCAGAGUUUGAGGAGAUGGAGAAAAGCUAUGAGCGAUUACAGCGGCAGAUGGCUCGCACUGAGCAAGCUCUUAAUGAGAAAACUGAACAUUUGGAGAACAACCGGCAGGUGGUUAAGUGGUCUAACUCUCUGUUGGAACGUGAAAAACGAAAGAGUGAGGAGCUAGAGAUGACGAUUCGGCAGCUAGAGCUGGAAAUGCGAAAACUGGAUGAGACAUGGCGUACAGAGCUAGCCGAGCAAGUAAACAAACAGAUCAUUGCGAACAAUCGUCGCUUUGAGACACAGGCCGAACAAUUCCAGCAGAUUGUUGCUGGUGAACACGAAAAGCAACGAUCCUUACAAAAGAAAAUAAAGAGUGCUAAAUCUACUGCAAGCAAAGCCGAACAACGAUACGAUGAACUUAUUCUUGAAAACGAAUCUAUUAUUUCCCAGCUUGAGGAACUGAAGGUAGCCUCAUUGAAGAUGUAUUUGGAGAAGCAGGAGGCUCAGAGAGAUUUGGAUGCGCUUUGCCCCACAAACAACAUACGUGCUCGUGCUUUCUAG